AUGUCGGACUUCAAGAUUAAGGCAGGCUUGGCCCAGAUGUUGAAAGGCGGCGUCAUCAUGGACGUCGUCAAUGUGGAACAGGCUGUGAUUGCAGAGCGGGCCGGUGCAUGUGCCGUGAUGGCGUUGGAAAGAAUCCCCGCAGACAUGCGGGCCUCGGGCCAGGUGUGCCGCAUGUCGGACCCCCACAUGAUCAAGGCUAUCAUGGCAGCAGUGUCCAUCCCAGUGAUGGCAAAGGUGCGCAUUGGCCAUUUCGUCGAGGCACAGGUGCUUCAGGAAUUGGGCGUCGACUACAUUGACGAGUCCGAGGUGCUCACGCCUGCAGACUGGGAACACCACAUCGAGAAAGACACCUUCAAGGUGCCGUUUGUAUGCGGCGCCAAGGAUUUGGGCGAGGCGCUCAGAAGAGUCAACGAGGGCGCGGCCAUGUUGAGAACCAAGGGCGAGGCCGGCACAGGCGACAUUUCCGAGGCCAUCAAGCACGUGCGCAAAGUCAAGGCCCAGAUCGCCCAGCUUUUGGCCCACAAGGACAACGCGGCGUUCAUCGAGGACACCGCCAAGACCUACCGCGUGCCGGUGUCGUUGCUCCAGGACUUGAUUGACAACGAGGGCAAAUUGCCAGUGGUCAACUUUGCCGCCGGAGGCGUGGCCACGCCUGGCGACGCAGCCAUCUGCAUGCAGUUGGGUUGUGACGGAGUAUUUGUCGGGUCCGGGAUCUUCAAGUCGGACAACCCCGAGAAGUUGGCCAAGGCCGUGGUGGACGCCGUGACCCACUACGACGACCCCAAGAAGAUCUUGGAGGUGUCCACCGACUUGGGCCAGUUGAUGUUCGGCACGAGCAUCCAGUCUAUUUCCGAGGACCAGAGAUUGGCGGGCCGCUAG
Metschnikowia bicuspidata var. bicuspidata NRRL YB-4993 is the source of this 879-nucleotide messenger RNA. It is a transcript of the gene SNZ1, whose product is annotated as pyridoxine biosynthesis protein. Gene Ontology annotation, biological process: amino acid metabolic process; pyridoxal 5'-phosphate biosynthetic process; pyridoxine biosynthetic process. The transcript has a single exon. Bases 1 to 879 code for a protein of 292 amino acids. Gene Ontology annotation, molecular function: amine-lyase activity. The record is from RefSeq and is a predicted model, not a curated record. Lineage: Eukaryota; Fungi; Ascomycota; Pichiomycetes; Serinales; Metschnikowiaceae.